AUGGUUAACGUUCAAGUUUUAACCGACAAAAGCCAUGGUCCUUAUACAUUCUAUUGCCCGUUCCAGGUCUCCGAAAAAUCCGAUUACGCACCACCAUUACCUCUUAAGCCAGAUGAACAAAAAUCAGAAGAGGAUGCAUCACCAUUACUACCCAAGAUAAAUGAAAAAACAGUAGAAGAAUAUGUAUCACCAUUACCACUCAAGGUUGAUGAUACCUACAUUAAACCUCCCUUGGGUGUUAAUCGGAACUUGACAGUUUUUAUUGGGAUUCUAACCGUUGACAAAAAGUUUGAGAUAAGAGACCACCUGCGCAAGAUGUAUAAGCACAAUAACGGCGCUCUUGCACGGUAUCUUGGAGUCAAUGAAUCUCCCGUAACGAUCAAGUUUUUCACAGGACAUCCGAAGGGUAAAUACAAAGCCAAGUUAGAGCAAGAAUCUAAAAAGCACGGGGAUAUAGUUAUACUUAAUAUCAAAGAAAAUAUGAAUGGCGGAAAGACCCUCAAGUUUUUUGAUUGGUUCGCUGAGAAUCGAAAUGAUGAUUACAUGUUGAAAGUGGACGAUGAUAGCUUCGUCCACCUCAUUCAUUACUAUCGCGACAUUCAAGAUUUGCCGAGAGAGCGCGCAUACUAUGGCUUUGCAUUAAACUUUACUGUACAUAAUAAAGAUCCCGACCUUUUCAUGUGGGGUAUGGGAUACACGAUCUCUCGUGACCUCGUCAUGGACAUCGUCGGGUCACGCUGGGUUCGUUCACAUGCCAAGGGUAAUGAAGAUAAUAUGAUAGGCCGCUGGAUGUGUAAAGUAGCCAGAGAGAACAAAUAUCUAAUACACUAUGUAGGUUUCACUCAUCGCGGCUGGCCAAAUGAUCUUUUUCGAAACUUUCGCGAAAAUCCCUUCCACGAUGUCGGAAUUGAUUCUAAAAAUGCAGAUCCCCGCUUCCCCGAUGAGUCCAUAAUACUUCACCGAAUGAAGAGUGUCAAAGAAUUUAAGGCCAUUGAAGAUGUGUAUUUUUACAAUGACGGUUUUCCGAAGAUUAGAGUUAUUCGAAAUUCAACGACUGCAGGUCUGAUCACAAAAAAAGAACUUUUUCAAGGAUGUUGGAUUAUGUCCAAGAAAAAUCAGACCUGGAAACAAGCUCUCAGUUGGACCCAAGCGCGGGAUAUAUAUAAGAAUUGGUUCUACGAGGCUUGGGGUUUCAAGGAAGGACGAUGGUAUGGACAUUAUGGGCCAAAAGAUAAAAUAGUAUUAUCUGAUGUUUAA
Messenger RNA from Acaulospora morrowiae, 1257 nucleotides. The record is from the annotation of a GenBank genome assembly. Lineage: Eukaryota; Fungi; Glomeromycota; Glomeromycetes; Diversisporales; Acaulosporaceae.